CGGAACGUGCACGGAUAAUCAAUCAUUUCGACAAACCUCCCGUUUGGAACGGCAUUGUUACGUAAUUGGCGCCCCCGAAUGGGGACAUUUGGAACCGCAGACUGCAUCCUUAAUUACACAUUUAUUAAACGCCAAACAGUAGUUUUGACCAUCGAUUCUUGUCACCGGGACUCUUCACCUACACCCAGUUAACCCCGUUUCCCUCCUAGCCCCAGGGUCCUGCUCCUCAUCUCUCUCUUUGACCGAAGGGCCCACCAAGUUGCCACGAAUUCUGGUAACUGAGCUAAUUUGGAGAAGGGAGAAAGACGGCAGCCAACUGUUGAUCCAGGCCGGACCUGGGGAGAGGACGUGGGGAAGGGAUUAUAUGGCUUCCUUUUCCACCAGAAGGAUCUAGUUCAGCUGCGGCAUAAGAGUGGUCAUCAGCAGUCAUAGGCGAGUGGAGGCAGCAGCGAAAGGAGGAGGCUCAGUCCCCGACAGCUCAUCUCGACUCUUUUUCCAGUCCCCAUGGCGAACCCUGCAGAAUUUCGAAAUCAGCGGGAUCUGUGUCCCCCAGGCGAGCUACCAUCCCUCCACCUCCUGGAUUCGAGGCUGUGGCCCUGUUCCAUGUACCACCCCUAUUUCAGCAGCUACUUCCAUCCCUGGACCUCAGAACACAUGUGUAACAGGACAGGUCACUUUUUGCCUCACUCAUACCAGGGCCCUCCGGAAUUCAUCUUGCCACCCCCAGUUCGCUACCUGCACUCUCUCCCACCAUACCCCUGCCCACCUCAGGACGACCCAGUCAGAGAUCUGCACAAGAUGCUCGAAGCCGCCCUGGCCCCCAGCCGAAAACGACACCUGUUACAGACCUCGACUCAGAGGCUCCCGGCUCCUUCAGUAUCCCAGGCCAGAGCUGGCUGGGACCCAGGCGCCUUCCCCCCGGGGGUUCCUCCACCCCCGGAAAAGCUUGCCCUUCAUUUCCCGGAGCCUCACCGUGGGAACGCACGCAUCUGGAUGACUCCUAAACAGAGUUCUUUGAGCCAUCAGACCGCGGAUACCAGCUCUCAGAACGAGAAGCUCCAGACGUGUGACAGGAAGCCCCUUGAGGACAGCAGUGACAUCUUUUACUCAAUCACUGCUGUGAGUGAUAACGAUGAUGACGAGAAUGCGAGGCCCAGGCAUCCGAAUGAAUGGGACGGAGCGGGCUUCGUGGCCCUGCGCACCUAGAGAGGUGCAGAUUGUGGCCGGAGGAUUUGGUGUUAACUCAACAAAGUGCAGAGGGGACUCUGCUGUCGCUCCCAAUG
Molecule: messenger RNA, 1283 nt
Organism: Tachyglossus aculeatus (Australian echidna)
Lineage: Eukaryota; Metazoa; Chordata; Mammalia; Monotremata; Tachyglossidae
Exons: 6
Coding region: 505-1206 (233 amino acids)
Source: RefSeq, a predicted model, not a curated record